Molecule: messenger RNA, 1636 nt
Organism: Panicum hallii
Lineage: Eukaryota; Viridiplantae; Streptophyta; Magnoliopsida; Poales; Poaceae
Product: glucan endo-1,3-beta-glucosidase 14-like
Exons: 4
Coding region: 107-1303 (398 amino acids)
Biological process (GO): carbohydrate metabolic process
Cellular component (GO): plasma membrane
Molecular function (GO): hydrolase activity, hydrolyzing O-glycosyl compounds
Source: RefSeq, a predicted model, not a curated record
ACGGCCGGUUCCCCUGACACACAGGAGAGAAACGCGCGAGUUAAUGCGAGCGCGCCCGCACCGCCGCCCCUAGGCCAGCCCGAGGGAGAGAGCCCCGAGACGAGCCAUGGCGCCGGCGGAGCUCCGCACCGUGGCCGUGCCCUCUUCCCCACUUCCGCUCCGCGUCCUGCUGCUGCUGCUGCUGCUGCUCUCGCUCCUCGCAGUCUCAGCCGUCGACGUUGUAUCGGCGGCGACGGCGCCGCUCAAGUUCGGGAUCAACUACGGCCAGAUCGCGAACAACCUCCCGCACCCGACGCAGGUGUCGGGCCUCCUGCGGUCGCUCAACGUCAACCGUGUCAAGCUCUACGACGCCGACCCGGCCGUGCUCACGGCCUUCGCCGGCACGGGCGUCGAGUUCAUCGUCGGGAACGAGGACCUCCAGAACCUGACCGACGCCCGCAAGGCCCGCGCCUGGGUGGCGCAGCACGUGCAGCCGUUCCUCCCCGGCACGCGCAUCACCUGCAUCACCGUCGGCAACGAGGUGCUUUCCGGCAAGGACACGGCCGCCAUGCAGAACCUGCUCCCAGCCAUGCAGGCCGUGUACCAGGCCGUGUCCGACCUGGGCCUCGCCGCCCAGGUGAACGUCUCUACGGCGCACUCCGUCAACAUCCUCGCCAGCAGCUACCCGCCGUCGUCGGGCGUGUUCCGGGAGGAGCUCGCGCAGUACAUCCAGCCCAUCCUCAACUUCCACGCCGAGGUCCGCUCGCCGUUCCUCAUCAACGCCUACCCCUUCUUCGCCUACAAGGCGAGCCCCGGCAGCGUCUCGCUGCCGUACGUGCUCUUCGAGCCCAACCCCGGCGUGGUCGACCCCAACACCAACCUCACCUACGACAACAUGCUCUACGCCCAGAUCGACGCCGUGUACGCGGCCAUGAAGGCCAUGGGGCACACGGACCUCACCGUCAGGAUCUCCGAGACCGGGUGGCCGUCCAAGGGGGACGACAACGAGGUGGGCGCCACCGUGGCCAACGCCGCGGCGUACAACGGGAACCUGAUGAAGAGGAUCGCCAUGGGCCAGGGGACGCCGCUCAGGCCGGACGUCCCCAUCGAUGUGUUCGUGUUCGCGCUCUUCAACGAGGACAUGAAGCCCGGGCCGGCGUCGGAGAGGAACUAUGGGCUCUUUUACCCCAACGGCACGCCGGUGUACAACCUCGGGUUCAACGGAGCAUCCUUCAGCCCGUCGCCGACGUUCUCCUCUUCUUCCAAGCCGACGAUUACAUUUCUGAUGGCGGUUGUUGUCCUACUCGCCGGCUUUUCCCUAUGACCUACACCAGUAUUGUGCGAGAAGAAUUGCUAUUUCCUGACUAACCCAUUUGUGCUUGCAUCGGACAUCAUACUAGCUACCUGAGCCCAUAAUCUGACUUUGAGGUUAGCAAGAUUUUUUGUUCACUUCAUCAGUUGAUUGGAUUGGAAGGUUGCAGCUAGUCCUAUACAGAGGAAGGAGAAGGCGGAUGUACCAUCAUCAAUUCUAUGCACGUGUUCAUGAAAAUCAGUCAAGCAGCUGUAAAAUUUUGACAAUAUGCAUGGAAUAGAACUGUACAAGUACAAAUACUGGUUAUAUAGAUACAGCGAGCAUGCGACUUGGAGUGGUUAUUUA